Cygnus olor (mute swan) is the source of this 2995-nucleotide messenger RNA. Its product is annotated as tubulin alpha-2 chain. Bases 1213 to 2733 code for a protein of 506 amino acids. The transcript has 6 exons. The record is from RefSeq and is a predicted model, not a curated record. Gene Ontology annotation, biological process: mitotic cell cycle; microtubule cytoskeleton organization. NCBI's taxonomy places the organism in Eukaryota, Metazoa, Chordata, Aves, Anseriformes, Anatidae. Gene Ontology annotation, molecular function: structural constituent of cytoskeleton; GTP binding. Gene Ontology annotation, cellular component: microtubule; cytoplasm.
UCUCCAAUCCAUAGGCCUCCAAUUCGAGAUUAAGUGUAUUUCACCACAGAACAUGUUUUUCUCUGCUGCUGCGGAAGUGUCAGCUUGUCUCGAGGACUUCAUGAGGCUCUUCGAGGACUGUUGAGAUCUGUGUCCUAAUGGAGAUGACUACCUGUGAACUCCCGUGUAGCAGUACCUUCCUUUCUUCAGACAGGGAACGGUGGUAUAUGAAUUUUGAAACCACGCCAAGUAUCUCUGACAUUUUCUUGUCUGUUAAACACCAGUCCAACUCUAGGGUAAAGCCACGCCUUCCAUAAUCUAUAACUGAUUAAGGCACUCAUUUGGAUGUAGCUCUUGAGUGAGAGUUGUAUGGACGGUUAGGAAGCAUGCUCCCUGAGAUGUUUUGGAAGAAGGUUCCAUCCUUGCAAAUACCAGGCAGUUCACUGAACAACUGAAAUCACAUUCCUGGAAGCAUGACUGUGAAAGGCAGUGGAGUACCAGUAAUUAGGGGAAUAUUCUGUUUGGCCUGAAGACAUCUAAAAUGCCCAGUUCAUCCAGCAUGGGAUGUAGGACAAGCCUGUGGAAGAAAAACGCUGCAGAAGAUGAAGCCUGUUGCAUUUUGAACGCCAUGGUUUCUCUUGUGACUGAUACCUCCUCAUACAGGCGCCCUAGAUUUUAGUCAUAUCUAAGCCAGAAAACCUAGGUGGUGUGCCACAAAUACUGUGGUGCUGCACCUGCUGUUCUUAAAUGCAAAUGACAGUGCUUUGUGCUUGCCUGAUGUGCAGUAAUCCUUAGGAGCACGUGGCAGUGAUGAUGAAAUAGCCAAUCAAGUGGAACUCCUUACAGUCUAACCUGUUCCCCAACUCAUUUCAAUCGGGGGAAGUUACGCAAGUUGACUGCAGCUGAAUGGAGGACACAGUCACCUUUGUCAGAAAGACACAAAAUGCCACCUUUUGAAAGUAUUAGUGAAGAAAUUCUGAAACGAUUACUCUUUACAAUGAGUUACCAGUAGCAUAUUCACCAGUUGUAAGCAAGCAUUUUAAGGAAGGAAAACAGUUAUUUGUGAAGACAUGCCUUAUCUGUUAAAAUACUGGCUGCUAACAUCAGCUGCAACUUUUUUUUAUUUAUUUUUUUACUAAUGUUUAGUAUGGAGAACUAACUGGGAAGACUUUCUUAACAACAGACUAUAGGGCUGGGUGAAAGCAGGCUACUGGUGUAACUGGAGCGGGUGCCAUGGGAAGGUUGCCUGGGAGAGAUUGUGACCUCUCCUCCCUACACUGUGAUGCUGCAGGCCACCGCCAGCAAAGAAAGAAUGCGCUGCCCCCCUUGCAUCAGGUUGCCUGUACAACAGUAGAAACAUCAGUAACCACCGCUUCUGCAUCCAAUCCAGAAAAGAAACACACAGGAGAAACCAUGCGCGAGUGCAUCUCUGUUCACAUUGGCCAAGCUGGAGUUCAAAUUGGCAACGCGUGUUGGGAACUCUUCUGUCUGGAACACAGCAUUCAGCCAGAUGGCACCUUCAGCGACCCACCCAGCAAUGACGACUCUUUUGCCACAUUUUUCAGAGAGACGAGCACUAGAAAAUAUGUACCCCGGGCUAUUAUGGUGGACUUAGAACCAACGGUAGUAGAUGAAGUGCGGACUGGCACCUACCGGCAGCUUUUCCACCCAGAACAGCUGAUCACUGGAAAAGAAGAUGCAGCAAAUAAUUAUGCACGUGGCCACUACUCCAUUGGCAAAGACAAAAUUGACAUGGCAUUAGAUCGUAUCCGCAAACUGGCUGAUGCCUGUUCUGGACUGCAGGGAUUCUUGAUCUUCCACAGCUUUGGUGGAGGCACUGGCUCUGGCUUUACCUCCUUGCUGAUGGAGCGCCUCUCUGUGGAUUACGGAAAGAAGUCCAAACUAGAGUUUGCCAUCUACCCAGCCCCUCAGGUCUCCACCGCUGUGGUGGAACCAUACAAUUCUAUCCUCACCACACACACCACCCUGGAACACUCAGACUGUGCUUUUAUGGUGGACAAUGAGGCUAUCUAUGACAUCUGUCGCAGAAACCUGGACAUUGAGCGCCCAACUUACACUAACCUCAAUCGACUCAUCAGCCAGAUUGUCUCCUCCAUCACUGCCUCGCUGCGCUUUGAUGGUGCCCUCAACGUGGAUCUGACAGAAUUCCAGACAAACCUGGUUCCCUACCCACGCAUCCACUUCCCCUUAGUGACCUACGCCCCCAUCAUCUCUUCUGACAGAGCAUAUCACGAGCAGCUCUCGGUGGCUGAAAUCACCAGCUCCUGCUUUGAGCCCAACAACCAGAUGGUGAAGUGUGACCCACGACACGGGAAGUACAUGGCUUGCUGCAUGCUCUAUCGAGGUGAUGUAGUUCCCAAAGAUGUCAAUGUAGCAAUUGCUGCCAUCAAGACCAACAGGUCCCUCCAGUUUGUUGACUGGUGUCCAACGGGCUUCAAGGUUGGGAUCAACUAUCAGCCUCCCACGGCUACGCCAGGAGGAGACCUUGCCCAAGUCGAGCGAGCGGUCUGCAUGCUGAGUAAUACCACAGCCAUUGCAGAGGCCUGGGCAAGGCUCGACCACAAGUUUGAUCUUAUGUAUGCCAAGAGAGCGUUUGUGCACUGGUAUGUAAGUGAAGGCAUGGAGGAAGAAGAAUUUGCAGAAGCCCGAGAAGACUUGUCUGCCCUGGAGAAGGACUACGAGGAAGUAGCAACCGAUUCAUUUGAGGAAGAAAACGAUGCAGGGCAACCUUAAAAUUUAAUCUGCCUUUUUCUGUGCAUAAGAUUGUCUCUAUGUCUCUUUAUUUCAUGUGGUUGCAUUUUAACUUUUCUCACACAUACCAAGUCCAUUGGCACCUUAGUAGACUGUAAAUAGUGAGUUGUCCACUGUGAGAUCACAAGACAGCAAGUGCAGGAUACAUAACUAGCUAAUCAUUAGUCACUUUGCCUUAGAACGCAACAGCCAUCAUAUUUCUUGCUAAUAUAUCCUGAAAGGAGGUUUACUUGUGGAAGGAAGA